UAGAGAGCUAUAACAGAGGACUGCACAGAAAGCAGGCAUGGCAUCCCCGAGCCUAGGGUUUAACGGGGCUCGGAAGAAAGCCACCGCGAGGAACGGAGCCGUGGAGAGGCGGAAUUUAAUCACCGUGUGCAGGUUCUCCGUGAAAACGCUGAUCGACCGGUCUUGUUACGAAACGAUAGAUGAUACAUCACCAGAGUUCAUCAAUUUUGUCUCCAUUCUGGAGCAGAUCCUCAGCCAUCGGCUCAAAGGACAGAUCACUUGGUUUGGCUAUGAGAGUCCACGCAGUUUUUGGGAUUAUGUGCGUGUGGCCUGUAGCAAAGUCCCUCACGGCUGCAUCCCGAGCAUUGAGAGCAUGGAGAAUGUACGCAGUUCCAGAGCCAAGGGUCGAGCCUGGAUCAGAGUUGCCUUGAUGGAGAAACGGCUCUCUGAAUAUAUAUCUGCUGCCUUGAGAGACUUCAAAACCACAAGAAGGUUUUAUGAGGAUGGUGCGAUAGUGAUGGGAGAGGAAGCUGGUGUGCUGGCAGAUACUCUUAUUGGACUAAAUGCUAUUGAUUUCAGUUUUUGUCUGAAGGGUGAGAGUUUGGAUGGAAGCUGUCCUGCUGUUAUUGACUACACACCUUACCUCAAGUUCACACAAACCUCAGACAGCAUCAGCAGUGACGAGGAGGAGAUGAGGACUCUGGGUAGCAGUGGCAGCGAGGCCAGCACUCCGGAAACAAACAUGGCCGCCUGCUUGAGCACGGACCUGAGCAGCUGGUACAGCAAGUGUAAAAGAGUGGAGCAGAAAUACAGAGUGGUGCUGGAACAAAAGGGUUAUCUGGAGGAGUUGGUGCGUCUGAGAGAGGCUCAGCUCUCAGAGUCCGUCUCCCAAAACAAAGCUUUACUGCAGCGUUUUGCUGAAACCAGCAUUAGCCAUAAACUGGAGAAAGAACAGCUGGAGUUCAUCAUCUUGGAGCUGCAGGACCAGCUCAGAACUGUACUCAAGAACCAUGACCUGAGAUCCAGACAGGAGCUCACCUCUCACUUGACCAAUCAGUGGCCCUCGCCUGGUGCCAUGGACAGUAACGCCGUCGCUCUGGACACCCUACUCUACCAGAAGCGCACGGGACGCUGGGAAGAGAAGAGCUUCCCGAGUCUGGACCAGCUAUCCGCCGAUAUGAGUCUGUCUCAGACAUCCCUGGAGCCGGGACACAGGCACACACACAGUCUGGAUGGCAAGACUGGACUCGCCCCCUGGCACAGAGAAGGUAAAGAGGACACACCGUCUCUCAGAGGUCUGUGUGGGUCUCUGACUUCAGUAGCCAGCUAUAAAUCUCUGGCCAGCCUGAAGUCUAGUGAGUAUCUGGCGAGUCCGACUACGGAUAUGACCAGCCCAGGGCUCACUCCGUCCUAAACCACAUACACACAAACACACACACAGUACAUAUACGUGUAUUAUAUUUAUUUAGCCAUAAACUGUAAACCUAGUAUUAAACUUUUUUACAGUCUGAGAAUCAGACUCUGGACCAGAUCUGACUGCACUGUGCUAACUCACAUGAUCACAUGAUCAAAGCUCAAUCAUGAAAAACUACCUAAAAUCUUCACAUCAGUAUUCGUCUUGUGGCUUUUAAUGUGCCAAUCUGCCUAACUCUCACACUCUCUGCUUUUCCAACUUAAAACACUAUGCUACACGGAUGGACAU
This is a messenger RNA of Tachysurus vachellii, 1681 nucleotides long. RefSeq names its product RUN domain containing 3b (gene rundc3b). The record is from RefSeq and is a predicted model, not a curated record. The transcript has 11 exons. NCBI's taxonomy places the organism in Eukaryota, Metazoa, Chordata, Actinopteri, Siluriformes, Bagridae. Bases 38 to 1393 code for a protein of 451 amino acids.